This is a messenger RNA of Prionailurus viverrinus (fishing cat), 5634 nucleotides long. It is a transcript of the gene PRKAA1, whose product is annotated as protein kinase AMP-activated catalytic subunit alpha 1. Gene Ontology annotation, cellular component: cytoplasm. Lineage: Eukaryota; Metazoa; Chordata; Mammalia; Carnivora; Felidae. Gene Ontology annotation, biological process: protein phosphorylation; cellular response to glucose starvation; intracellular signal transduction. The coding region runs from base 329 to 1939 and encodes 536 amino acids. The record is from RefSeq and is a predicted model, not a curated record. The transcript has 12 exons. Gene Ontology annotation, molecular function: AMP-activated protein kinase activity; ATP binding.
GUGCUUACCUAACGAAAUGGUGGAGUCCAGACUAGGACUUGGAAAUGAAGGGAGUGUAUACGACUAAAGACAAAAGGAACUGCACACAAGCACUGGACUCAAGUUGAUACAGUUGUUAUUCACAGGGGGAUGGAAGAGGAGAACCCUUCCUUCUCUUGCUCUUUCUGAGUCAUAGAACUGGAAAAUUGCUGUAUAGCCCACAGGGAAGCAACUGCCUAAGUCUUCUUAUGAGAAUCAGCAAGGCCAACAAUAUGGCUUUUGGCAUGGCAGAUAGGAAAGCAAGAGGAAAAUGUUCAUGUUCUGAUUUGAUCUGUGAUGUGGCUGUAACAUGAAUCCCUCCAUUGGCAAACAUGAAUUGACUGGGCACAAAGUUGCUGUGAAGAUACUCAAUCGACAGAAGAUUCGAAGCCUUGAUGUGGUAGGAAAAAUCCGCAGAGAAAUUCAGAACCUCAAGCUUUUCAGGCAUCCUCAUAUAAUUAAACUGUACCAGGUCAUCAGUACACCAUCUGAUAUUUUCAUGGUGAUGGAAUAUGUCUCAGGAGGAGAGCUAUUUGAUUAUAUCUGUAAAAAUGGAAGGAAAUCUGAUGUACCUGGAGUAGUAAGAACAGGCUCCAUGAAGGAGCUGGAUGAAAAAGAAAGUCGGCGUCUGUUUCAACAGAUCCUUUCUGGUGUGGAUUACUGUCACAGGCAUAUGGUGGUCCAUAGAGAUUUGAAACCUGAAAAUGUCCUGCUUGAUGCACACAUGAAUGCAAAGAUAGCUGAUUUUGGUCUUUCAAACAUGAUGUCAGAUGGUGAAUUUUUAAGAACAAGCUGUGGCUCACCCAACUACGCUGCACCAGAAGUAAUUUCAGGAAGAUUGUAUGCAGGUCCAGAGGUAGACAUAUGGAGCAGUGGGGUUAUUCUCUAUGCUUUAUUAUGUGGAACCCUUCCGUUUGAUGAUGAUCAUGUGCCAACUCUUUUUAAGAAGAUAUGUGAUGGGAUCUUUUAUACCCCUCAGUAUUUAAAUCCAUCUGUGAUUAGCCUUUUGAAACAUAUGCUACAGGUGGAUCCCAUGAAGAGGGCCACAAUCAAAGAUAUCAGGGAGCAUGAAUGGUUUAAACAAGAUCUUCCAAAAUAUCUCUUUCCUGAGGAUCCAUCAUAUAGUUCAACCAUGAUUGAUGAUGAAGCCUUAAAAGAAGUGUGUGAAAAAUUUGAAUGCUCAGAAGAGGAGGUUCUCAGCUGCCUUUAUAAUAGAAAUCACCAGGACCCGUUGGCAGUUGCCUAUCACCUCAUAAUAGAUAACAGGAGGAUAAUGAAUGAGGCCAAAGAUUUUUACUUGGCAACAAGCCCACCUGAUUCUUUUCUCGAUGAUCAUCAUUUGACUCGGCCCCAUCCUGAAAGAGUACCAUUCUUGGUUGCUGAAACGCCAAGGGCACGCCACACCCUCGAUGAAUUAAACCCACAGAAAUCAAAACACCAAGGUGUAAGGAAAGCAAAAUGGCAUUUGGGAAUUAGAAGUCAAAGUCGACCGAAUGAUAUCAUGGCAGAAGUUUGUAGAGCAAUUAAACAACUGGAUUACGAAUGGAAGGUUGUAAACCCAUAUUAUUUGCGUGUUCGAAGGAAGAAUCCUGUAACAAGUACAUACUCCAAAAUGAGUCUACAGUUAUACCAAGUGGAUAGUAGAACGUACUUACUGGAUUUCCGUAGUAUUGAUGAUGAAAUUACUGAAGCCAAAUCAGGGACUGCUACUCCACAGAGAUCAGGAUCAGUUAGCAACUAUCGAUCUUGCCAAAGGAAUGAUUCAGAUGCUGAUGCUCAAGGAAAAUCCUCAGAAGCUUCACUUACCUCAUCUGUGACCUCACUUGACUCUUCUCCUGUUGACUUAACUCCAAGACCUGGAAGUCACACGAUAGAAUUUUUUGAAAUGUGUGCGAAUCUAAUUAAAAUUCUUGCACAGUAAACCUAAAACUUUGCUUAUUUCUUUGAUAGCAAUAAGCAUGCAUAAAAAAUCAUAGCCAAAUGCUUCCAUUUAUAAUCAAGUUAUAAUUAUAACUGAGGAUUGGCCUUUUGGAAUGCAAUUUGCACAGGAAUUGGAACAUGAUUAAUAGUUAAAAGCCUAAUGUGCAAAAAUGAAUUAAGAUAAUUUUGUUCAUUGUUCAGUAGGCAUAUAGCAUAAUGUAAUUUUCACAAUGAAUUAUAGGUCUCUCAGGCUCACUUGAUUUUUGGCUGUUUUAUAUUUAAUGUAUACAGGGCUUUGUAGAAUAUUAAUUUACCAUAAAGGCCUUUAUGUAUUAUUACAAGUUGAUAUGUUCUAUAAUUGCUUCAUAAAUUUAUUCAAUAAAUAUUUGCCUAGAAUCCCCAGCGACCUUUAUAGGUGAUUUGUUUUGGGGGGAUCCUGAACUUCUUACAUAGCAGGUAUUUUCCAGUAGUGACAGGCUGGACAACUCUUCCAUAUCUCUUCCCUUAAUAUUCUUUAGUAUACGGUAAGCAUAUCAAAGAUUAGACAUAACUAAAAUUUUUUCUUUAGCUUGAUAAAUCCAAAAACACACAGAACUUAUAUAUUCAGAUACUCUAGGCACUAAGUUAAAUCUUAAAAUUUGUCUCACUAUAUUCUGUAUAUAAAUUUCUCUUUUUGUCACAAGAGCUGAGUUGCAUAUGCUAUAAAUAAAUCAUGUUUUUGUCAAUCUCACAAAUUCCGCUGCUCAUGUCCGUCAGUAUUAAAUGUAUACAAAAAUUUCUAGUCAUUCAAUUAUGUAUCUUUUAAAUUGAUUUAGCACACAGAAUAUUUCCUACCAUUUAAAUGCUCAGAUAAGACUUUUUCUCCCAAAUUUUAUCGUGACCAUUUUUAAAAACAAAAAUAGAAAGGCUAUAGGGUGAUCACAUGUGUAUCUACCACUUAGAUUCAACACUGGUUAACAUUUUGCCACAUUUGCUUUAUAUCUAUGUAUGUAUAUAGACAUAGUGUACAUAUGUACGUGUAUAUAGAUAUAUAUGUUUUUUUAUCCUUGAACCAUUUGGAUGUUGCUGACAUACUUAUCACCCUCAACAUUUCAAGCAUCUCCUAAAAAAAAUAACAUUUUCCUAAAAACACAUAAUACUAUUAUCAGAUUAGUAAUUCCCUAAAGUCAUCUAAUCAUGCAUAUUUAGGUUUCCCCAGUUGUCUUCCAAAUUUCUUUUAUAGCUGGCUAUUUCAAACCAGGAUUCAGUGAAAAUUUAGACAUUGCCAGGUAUGACAUUAUUACUUCAAUAAAAUAAUGGAACGAAUCAGUUAGUGCUUCUAAAUGGUCACAUUUGUUUUAGAUUUUAAUCAUUUUUUAAAAAGUAGCAUUAUGGGAACUGCCUAAAGAUGCUUAAUUAAUCUUUGUAAGAUCUCUAUACUUUCUUUUCCUUGAUCCUUCCUUUUUCCUAGUAGCAUUCCAUAAUAGUUGUAAAUGAAGAUUUAAAGUCACUUCAGUUAAAAUUGGUGUCCUGUGUAUGCUAAUAAAAAAUAAAAAGUACUAUAUCACCCAUAAUUGCCUUAUACUAUUUUAACUUCAAGGUAUUGAUUUUCUUUGGUAUCAAUCAUUUUUCCAUUGCAGAAGAGCUAUCUUAUUUCUCAUUUAAUACUUUUGUAUUAUAGGACUAUUUUUGGCAAAUGCAGUGAACACCUUUGUAACCAGACAGUAAUAUACUCAAGUGUCUUGAUAGCUUGCACAGUUAACUAUAGUUGUAGAUUUGGUUCCAGUACCCCUAGAAACAUGCAGUGAAUUCAAAAGAAAAAUCUUGCUUAUGUCCAGGACUUAUCUAUUCAACUUAGAAUCUGAAAGCUGUAUAAAAUAAUAGGAGUGCAACUUAAAUACUAAGUUCAAAACUGUAUAACUUGUAUGUGGCCCUGCAUUUUUGGGAUAUUGAUUUAAUGUAGGGUCUCUAAAUGCAGCAUUAUGUUCCUGAUGUUAAGAACAGAAGACUGUAUUUUUGAAAAGUUACAGAUUUGUACAUAGAACUAAGACAUUGUCAGAAUGUCUCUAUAAGCUGUUGUGGGGAGGUGGUGGGGCGGUGGGGGGGGGGAUUGAAAGGAGGAACCAAUUAAAUAGGACCUUCUAAAAAUUGUUAAUUUUGUAAACUUUGCUGCUUGUUAAGUUAUUGUGAUUCCUUUUAGUUACUGAGUUUUAUUUUGAAGAUAUUUAAAUAUUGCACUUGUACAAAUAGUAUGAUAAACGCACAGAUUAUUGCAGCAGAUUCUUUUUUAAGCUGGGAUAUUUGAAAUGACAACUUUUGGUUGAAUGUGUCGAGGUUGCAUCAGAAUUUUCAAAAAUUUAUUGUAGUUUGCAAAUUCUUACUAACUGAAGAUGUAAGGGAGUCAAUGCAAAUGAUUUUUAAUCUUUUUUUAUUAUCUUUUCAGCAAUUUAUAUUUUUUGUGAUUUAUGCAACCAUAUUUUUACUUUGUCUUGACAACUGAAAGAUGUAUAAGGUUUUUGCCAGAAAUGUACUGUAUACAUAGUUUUAAAUAUAACAGAUUUUACUGAUAUGUAAAAAUUUUGCCAUUAAAAUAAAUGAUUUCUCACUAAGAGGAAAUUUUCUACCAGGUUGGGGGAUAUGGGAGCUUAAUAUAUCUAAUUUAAAAUAAUUUCACUGAAAUAAAUUCCAUUGCUUUUACUUUGAUUAUAUUUUCUCUUGAGAUGCUUUUGUAGUUUUUCAGAGUUUUAAAUGAUUUUAUAUAAAAAGUCCUGUGCUUUCACCUUCCCCAUCCCCCCUCCAAUCCCUGCUUUUUGACCUUGUAGUUUUACCAUUCACACUGAAUGAAUGCUUGGUGGACUGUGGCUAGAUGUAGGACUCCAUGCAUCUAUGCUUGGACUGGCAUCCUUGGAAUGAAAAACAAAUGGUGUGCUGUUUAAAUCUUUUCCUCUUAAUUCUUGUCCAUCUCCUCCAUACACAGCAGAAGUCUUAUUUUCAUUGUGAAUUCUCCUGACAAGAUGAAUGAAAUUCCACAUACAACAUAACUAUAAAUUGGUAAUGGGGUAGAAAUCAAUCUUUGUGGUACAGUAUUUCUGAGAUGUGUUCGCAUAUGUUUCAACCGGGGUAUAUUUAGGUAUAUAAUUUAAAAUACUUUGAUUUAGAAAGUGGAUGAUAAAAACAUAAUUUUUCCUGUUACAGUGUGCUUAAAUUUUUAACUUCCAGAAAAAUUAAAUAAAAAGCACUUACUCCUAGCUGACCAUGUGUGCACCUUUUUGACAGUGUGCCUAAAUAUAAAACAUAGUGCUUAAACAAAUGUUAACACUCAGACGUGUGAUUUUUGUGUCAACUAAAUUACUGAGUUUUGAUUUCAUCUAAAAGUUAACCACCUGAACAAAAUAUUAAGAUAUAUACAAUAAAAGCCAAAGUGGUUACCAGUUUUCCUUGGUUGCUAACAUUAGAUUUGGUUAGAAUUCCACUACUGUUAGAAUUCAACUGUAAUGAAAUCUUAUAUCCCGUAUGGCACUGUUAGGCCUUGUGCCAGAUUGUUGGCAUUCCAAAUCGUUAAAAUAGUUUGAUAACUGUAACAAAAGAAAACAGUACUGAAUAAUGCUGUGAAUAGCACAUAAGAUUGUUCUUUAGGGAACUUAUAAAUUGCUCUAGAUAUUUAUUUACCCUGACUGUAUAAAACUGUACAAUAAAUGCUCUUGUUUGAAAAAUCAA